AUGGAUUCUCUUAAAAUUAUCUUAUCUUUUACUCUCCUUGUAUCUCUCUCAUCAGCGACGAGUGUAGUUGACUUUUGUGUGGCGGAUUUCAGAUUCCCGGUUACUCCAGCGGGAUACCCUUGCAAAAAUACGGCUAACCUUACAGUGAACGACUUUGUUUUCUCAUCUUUGGGUGUUCCAGGUAACACGUCAAAUAUCUUCAAUCUCGGUGUGGUCCCAGCUUUCGACGUGACAUUCCCUGCCUUGAAUGGUCUAGGCCUUUCCAUGGUACGAUUAGACCUUGGUGUGGGUGGAGUUGUUCCAAUCCACUCACACAGGGCGUCUGAACUUAUCCUUGUAAUCGAGGGGACGAUAAUUGCUGGAUUUAUUGGAUCCGACAACACCCCUUAUUACAAAACAUUGAAUAAGGGGGAUAUUAUGAUCUUUCCCGCCUCAUUACUUCACUUCCAAGUUAAUACUGGUAAUUCUCCUGCUACUGCAUUUGUUAGCUUGAACAGCGCGAGCCCCGGUUUUCAAACCACAACCUUUGCUCUAGCUGCAAAUGACCUUCCUACUGAUGUAAUUCAGCAGAUAACUUUGUUGGAUGCAACGCAGGUGAAGAAGUUGAAGACCGUGUUUGGCGGCACAAAUUAA
Molecule: messenger RNA, 633 nt
Organism: Spinacia oleracea (spinach)
Lineage: Eukaryota; Viridiplantae; Streptophyta; Magnoliopsida; Caryophyllales; Amaranthaceae
Product: auxin-binding protein ABP19a-like
Exons: 3
Coding region: 1-633 (210 amino acids)
Molecular function (GO): manganese ion binding
Source: RefSeq, a predicted model, not a curated record